Molecule: messenger RNA, 3361 nt
Organism: Culex pipiens pallens (northern house mosquito)
Lineage: Eukaryota; Metazoa; Arthropoda; Insecta; Diptera; Culicidae
Product: odorant receptor 30a-like
Exons: 5
Coding region: 1502-2743 (413 amino acids)
Biological process (GO): sensory perception of smell; detection of chemical stimulus involved in sensory perception of smell
Cellular component (GO): plasma membrane
Molecular function (GO): olfactory receptor activity; odorant binding
Source: RefSeq, a predicted model, not a curated record
AUUUACUGUGUUAAAGGGUUCCAUUUUGCAUCAUUAGUUGUUUCAUACAAAAUGGGAAUGUGAAUAUUCGUAAGUAUCAUGUUUUUUUCUUAUCGAUUUAGCGUCUUGAAAAAGUUGUAGGUUAUGAUUUGAACCCUUAAAAUAGUUUCAGGGAAAAAUGCACACUUUAGAAAUUGUUAUUGAAGUUGAUUUCCCAAAACUCUUAUUUUAUUUCUGAAAAUUUGUUAUAUUUGUAAGGAAACAUCUUUUAGGCUAGUGUUCAGGUUUUGUUGUAAAACCUGGUACUAAAUUUUUAGGUAAAAAGAUAUAAAUUGGAAAAGGAUCCUCGUAUUGGCAUACUAAUUAUAUAAAAUGAAUCCUUUUGUCAAAGAAAAUGCAUGGAAAUUAUCAUCCUAUUUAAAAAAAAUACAAAUAAAAGACGAUUUAUCAAAACGUAGAGGAAUAAUAAUAUGUUAAAAUACAUUUUCUAACGAAUAAAAUCUUUAAUCUUUAAUCUUUUUAUUUUCUAAUUAAUUUGAGCCACCCUAAUCAGAUAUCUUAUCCUCAGCUGUUUUACUAUUUAAAACAGGUUAUGUAUUUAAAUUUCGUUUAAUUUUUUUUUUAAUUUUUCUUGCUAUGCGAAUUUAAAAAAAUCAUAUCUUAAAAGAGUGAACGAAUAUGAACCACCCUAUGUCAUCUAAGACCAUCCUAGUUGCCACAAAAACCAGGUUCGACCACGUUUGUCCCCAAACCAAUUUUACCUGUAUUUGAGCUCACUAACAGCAGUUUUGAUACUGAUUAAUGCAAUAUUCAUGUAAAUUUUCUCAUAGAGCAUGGUACAAAAUCUCAUAAAAUGACCAUUUUUAAAUCGCUGUAACUUGGGUUUAAGAAAAACCCUUUUGAGAUGUUAUAUUCAUAUUAAAGAAGAAGUUUUGAGCUUUCAGAUGCACUGCGGAGCGUAUUUUUUUGUGUCCCCCUCGAAAAGAUACAAACAUUUGAAAAAGGCCUAUUAAAAACUUUAAAAACGCUGUAACUUUUUACCAAAAUGACCUAGCGACUUCGUUGAAAUUUCAAAAGACGCGUAUUUUUAUGCUCUAAAUAUGUCCCGAAGACACCAAAAUUGCUAAAAAUAAUACAAAAAAGAUACGCAAUAAAAACCCUUUUUUGAUGGGCCACCCUACUGCUUUUCAUAUAAAAUGCUGUAGAAUGAUCAGAUUAAGAGAUAGAGAUUUGGUGUCUUCGACAAAGUUGUUUGAAAUGGCUAGUACUACAAUACUGUCGAAGAAAGUAUACCUCUAUCUCAUCUAGAAGCGAAGAUAGUUUUUGAAAAUAUUAGAAAUUGUUGGACCACCCUAAUAUCGUUUUGACCAAAAGAUGUAGAAUUUCAUUUUUAUCAAAUGCUUCUUAGACACCGAAGCUCGAAAAUGCAUCCCUGAAGCGGAAAUAAAUUAUUCCUGCUAAAUUUGCGUUUCCGACCACUGUGCAUGCAUUAAUAGUGAUAAUAAUUCACACGAAAAUUAAAAUGUUCCAGAACUGUUCUGCAAAUGGCGCAGUUCUUAACGUACCAGCAGUCAUGGUGCAAGUAAAGGCCAAAGAUACCCUUCCGAUGCGACGAUUCGCCAAAUCCUACGAAAUGUACGAUUACAAUUUGCUCUUUAUUCGGUGGCUAGCGGACUUUUGCGGCGUCGACAUGAUGGUUGAACACUAUCGGUUCAACUACCGAACCGCGCUUUGCAUUUUGGUACUUUCGUCGAGUGUGAUCCUUUCGCUUUAUACCUUUAAUUUAUACUAUCCCGAUAUCUACAAAAUUAGCGAAGUGCUCGUUUUGACUGGAUUCAUACUGCAGGGAUCAGUCAAGUUCUACUAUGGAUACAGUCAUCGAAAAUUCUACCAAGUACAGUAUGGUCGUUUGCGAAAUCUACACUACAAGUACCGCAAUCACGAGAAAAUCAACGCAACGCUCCUGACUUUGAUGGAAAGAAUCCACAUGCUCUCCAAGCUGAUAUGGAUUGUUUUUCUACUGGGUGCACUGGGCUACACGAUUUACCCACUGUACAUGCACUUUGCGAACGGUGAACGCGUGCUGAUGAUCGCGCUGAGAAUACCCGGGGUCGAUACGGACUUGCUGAGUGGAUACGUAGCCACCUCCGUCAUGCAACUGGCAAUGCUUAUAGUCGCUUGCACCGGAAUUUCGGCCGCAGACACGGUCAUACUGCUGUUCGUGGCCAAUUUGAUCGCGUACGUGGACGUGUUUACGAACGAGCUGGACGAGCUGAACGCCAUGCUGAACGCGGAGGUUCGCGACGAAGCGAAAAUCAGGCAGCAGGUUAGGAUGAUCUGCUCCCAGCAUCAGGACAUUAUCGAAUACGAAUCCGACCUGGACGAGCGGUACAUCAUGAUCUGCUUUGCCCACGUGAUCGGUUCGAUUGCCGCAAUGAGUACCACCCUAUUUCUGGUUUACAUGAUCCAAUUCGUGCCGGGUUAUCCCAUCUUGCUGGCCGUUUUCUGCCAACUGCUGGAGUUUUGUCUACUCGGAACGGUUCUCACCGUUAAGAACGAAGAGAUCAUUAGGGCGAUCUACAGUGCCCAGUGGUACCUGCUACGGGAACCCGAACGUCGCUGCUUCGCGUUAAUGCUCCACAAGAGUCAGAACUUUAUCGAGAUGACCAUCGGAGGGUUUGCCCCACUGAAUCUGGAGACUUUUGUUGCAAUCAUGAAUCGUAUUUACACCUAUUUUAUGAUGCUUAUCAGUUUCAUCGAAUGAAUCAGUACUGUUGGACUGCAAUUUGCAGGAUCGAUAUCAGACACAUUACUUGACUGGUUAGAAAAAGGAGUAUCAUUACCAGAUUUAACAACCGUCUAGCACAAUCAGCUGAAUCACGUGUUUCUAUUAAUUGUUCAGUAGUGGAGUUUUUGCCGUCUAGUAAAGCAAACGCAUAAAAUAUUCACGACAUCUUUUUUCAACUCGAUACGCAGCUUUGGAAAAUUAAGUUUAUAUUGGACAUUUAUUUUGUGUGAUUUUUACCUGAGAAAACGUAACGUUAGGCUCAAAAUAAUAAAAUCAUUAAAAUUUUCGACUUAAAUCAAUUCGACCUCUCAAGACGUGACCACGCUGUCAUACAAAGUUCCGAAUUUGUAAUUUUCCGCUGAAAUGUAAAAUAAUAUUACCAUCAGUUUUGAAACGUUUCGUUGAAAGGACUCUGUUGCAACUCUUUCUACCGGCACUGUUCUGCCACCAAACGCACUCAAGUUGUCGUCAUGCGGUCUCUUUCGUGGUUUGCAAACCGGCAUCGGUCAUCCCAUUUUCGACUCUCUUUCGCGCAAAUUUCAACGCACAAAAGUAACUCUCUCUCUCUCUCUCUCUUGAGAACUUAUCAGCUCG